AUGCAAAAAUUGUUCAAUCCAUCAAACAGCUUAACCCCAUCAUUCAGCAUCGACGACUGCAAGAAAUAUUUUUACAACAUACUCCACGACCCAUUUCACAACAAGUUUCGCCUUUCGAACUGGGUUCCAACAUUGCAACAACCAACAAUUCCAUGCAACAUUGACCCCCCAACAUACCACGAAAUGGCAACAGUCAUUAGAAAAUGCAAACUUAGAGCAUCCCCCUGUCCGCUCGAUCAAAUCUCAAUAAUUGUCUUCAAAAAAUGCCCUAUGCUGCGCACAAUCCUUCACCAAUUAAUAGUCGAAUGCUGGAGUCUUCAAUCACUAAUAUAUGACUACUUCACUUCAAACUAUGGCACGUUGGAAACAAAAACAAUUUCAUCUGUUGAUCAGAACAAGCCUAUUUGUAAAAAGCUGUUUAACCCAUCAAAUAGUUCGCUACCUUUGUUCAACGUUGUAGAAUGUGAAAAAUUCUUCAAAAAUAUUUUAAAUUAUGAGCCCACCAAAAAGUUUCGUUUGCCAAAUUGGAUCCACACUCUGCCGGAUCCAUCAUUUCUAUGCUCUGUUCACACCCCAACAUUCAUCAUCAAUCAUUCGCAAAUGCAAGUCAAGUCAAACUCCUUAGAUUAA
This is a messenger RNA of Helobdella robusta, 630 nucleotides long. RefSeq lists its product as hypothetical. NCBI's taxonomy places the organism in Eukaryota, Metazoa, Annelida, Clitellata, Rhynchobdellida, Glossiphoniidae. The record is from RefSeq and is a predicted model, not a curated record. Bases 1 to 630 code for a protein of 209 amino acids. The transcript has 2 exons.